CUGGGCUGCUGCUGCAUGCACACAAACAUGGCGGAACCCAUGGAGCUGCUCUGCUGGGGAGGCGACUGGGAUCUGCCAUCCGUGCACUCAGACUCCCUCAUCGUGCUGUUUUGGAGAGACGUGUCCUGGGAUCCGGAUAGCAGUGUUCAGAGUCACUUUGAUAAAUAAAAGUCUCUGUACACUAUAUAUGCGCCAGUUCAGUUGUCAGCUGAUGCUUCCUGUUACCGUAGCUGUCAUGCAAAAGCAGCUCGACUGAAUUGCAUUGCAUUGGUUUGUCUGGAUGAUAAAUGUAAGCUGAUAUGUGUCGCACUGCUCCGGGCUUUAUUUCUUGAAGGUCAGAUGAAUAAUGCUGAUAGGAUCUUAAGGGCAUAUGCGAAAUUUUCAGGUGCAAAGCUUGCAGUAAAGUCUAUUGACUGGACAUGGAGGACUAUAACAGCAUCUGUGCCACAGCUACACUAUGAGGGAUCCACGGUCACAGAACCAGCACAAAUUCUAAACUUCCUACGAAAGCAGAGAUUCAAUGCCGACUAUGAGUUGACGGCUAAGCAAGGUGCAGAUACAAUGGCUUAUAUCGCCCUCCUGGAGGAAAAGCUGCGGCCAGCACUGCUGCACACAUUCUGGGUGGAUGCUGAGAACUAUGUUAACCUGACCCGACCCUGGUUUACGUCACAUUCCCCGUUCCCCCUCAACUUCUUUGUGCCGGGUCGACAGGCCAGCUUGGCACUGUCCCGCAUCUUACUGACCAAAGCAGAGUCGCCAUUGCUGAACAUCACAGAAGUAGAGGGAAAGAUCUACAGUGAAGCCAAAGAGUGCCUGAAUUUGCUUUCCCACAGACUUGGGAACUUCCACUUCUUCUUUGGAGACACGCCUACAAGCCUGGACGCCUUUGUUUUUGGCCAUAUCGCCCCUCUUAUUAAAGCCCCUCUUCCCAGUGGGCAGCUUCAGAAGCACCUGAACCAACUUGAUAACCUCUGCCAGUUCUGCAACACCAUCCUUAAAAACUACUUUACAGACGCCUCUGCUGAGAAGAGAAUGGACUGCUCUCUGACGGCUCCCCAUGAUCCUGUCGAUGCAAACCUCCAGAAACUGACACAGCUUGUUAACAAAGAGUCCAACCUUAUUGAAAAGAUGGAUGACAAUCUUCGCAGCAGUCCGCAGCACAGACAUGAGACCAAACCCUCGGCCCGGGCCAGCGAGAGAAACUCACCCCUUCUAUCUAAGCACUGACUUUUACAUAAUUUACUUAUUUUCCAUUGUAAUGAAAGUUGAAAUUGAAAUAAUCUUCAAAUCAUAUUUAUUAUUUAACAUACUGAUGCGGUCAUUAUAAAUUCAUACUAGUUUUUCACGAUGAAGUUGCUGAAAUGUUGGUUUGAGUGUUCGAUUUUGUAACACAACAACAUAAAGGGCUUGUUAAAUGGGCAUUCUUCAUCUGUUGUAUUUAAGAAUCAUUAGCACAUUUGGCAACUACGUUUAAAAAGGGAAAUGCUUUAUAGUAGCCUAAUUGCAACACUGAGCUGACAAUUGAUGACUUCAGAUACAAAUGCUAUAGUUUAAAAGAGAAGUGUGUUCCAGUUGAGUUGCAUUGUCCUUGAUCAGUCUUCCUGGCGGUCAUUGGCUUUUCACACAUUAUUGUAUAUGGAACUUGCACAUGCACAAGCUGGCUUUCCAAAUGAAAAAGGUUUUGUGUUUACUUUAUGGUGAUUUAUUUAAUUUUUAAAUCCUGUCCAAACACAAUUACAGGUAUAUUAUACAAUUUAUGGUUUAUAUACUAGGUAUUCAGCUUUUAUUCCAUGGUUUCAUCAUAGAGUUGUUUAUAAUAAACAAAUUAGGAGUUUAAAAUUCUACAUGUAUAAGGUUUAUAACAGUUUUUAUUUAAGUGCACAUGGUAGAUUAACUAUCAGUACUGCAUAUUGUGCAUUACAGCAUACAUCUCUCUUAUUUGAUUUGAUCUUUCCACUGAUUUCACUUGACUUUGUAACUUUCCCCAUUCUUGACUUUUGGUGCAAAGGGAUCUUGACAUCUGAUUUUGUGUACUGUGUAUACAUUUAUUGUUUUUCAUAUUCCUCUGGAGGUUUUAUACAUGCAAGGAAUGCCUUAAAAGUCCAGUGCUGUGCCAUGCCAUCACACCUGACUUUAUUUUUGAUUUAAUCGGUCAUUCAUUGUGUUUUUAAGAAAUUGUACAUUUCAAAAUAUAUCAAUGUAUAGCAAUGUUCAAAUAUAUGUAAAUAUAUGCAAUAAAGUGAAGUUCUUUGAAA
Cyprinus carpio (common carp) is the source of this 2255-nucleotide messenger RNA. Its product is annotated as metaxin-3-like. The coding region runs from base 340 to 1227 and encodes 295 amino acids. Gene Ontology annotation, cellular component: SAM complex. Lineage: Eukaryota; Metazoa; Chordata; Actinopteri; Cypriniformes; Cyprinidae. Gene Ontology annotation, biological process: mitochondrion organization. The record is from RefSeq and is a predicted model, not a curated record. The transcript has 10 exons.